CACCUCUUCACGUUACGUGAAUAGGUACUGCAAAAUGUGACUAGUGUAAUAAUAUACUUGUAGAUAAACCAUACUUAACAUGAUUACCACAAUGAGCGUAAAACUGUGACGGAAACUAUUAUCGUAUUUGCGAAAACUGCGUAAUAAUGUAAACAAAACGUGAAAAAAGAAACUCGUUAACGCUUUGUAAAUUGGACGUCGACUUCGUAAUCGGAUCUAAGGGAUAGUGGCAGUUGCAUAGUGAUAAAUUAGUUCAGUGUGAACGCUUCUCAAGACCGCCCUUUAUCAGUAGUCGGGUAACGACGUACAUCGCCGAGUGCCGUGAAGCGGCCAGAUAAAGGAUUUGCAGUUUGUUUAUGCGUUGCAUCGGCGGCGGGAGACGCGAGGCGGGGCGUCAGUGCGCGCGCGUUGCCUCGCCCGAUGCACGCGUGUCCUCGGCUGUGCGCAGUAGUUAGUCGUCCAUGUCGAUGAGUAGACCAUGGCUGAAUGGUCUCUACCCGACCUCGACUGUCCGAUAAACCGAUUUGAUUCUUAUCACUACGCGACCUACCCCUCGUAUCGUCAGCGCGAACCCGUGCCGCGAGUGUCUUACUGCCCGCCGCAAGCGCAACCUAGCCAGCCUGCAGCUUCGUCAGCCACCAUGGCCAUGCAUUUUGCUCCUCAAAUGCACUAUGCCAGCGCACCAGCUCCGGUCCCCAGGGGAGAAAACCCCCGUGAGAUGCGGAAUCGUGCAGAGAAGAUGAGAAGGGACCGGCUGAACCAAUCCGUCGCUGAGCUGGCCUCCAUGGUGCCACCAGUGGUCGCUGCCAGGCGCAAGAUUGACAAGACUACAGUGCUUCGUCUCACCGCACAUUACUUGAGAGCCCACCAGUAUGUGUUCGGUGACUCCAUCGGUCAGUCCCCUCAGGAGUUCAAACCGGACUCCAUGUUGAAGGUGCUGAGCAUGUUCAACGGCUUCCUGAUCACCACCACCUACCGAGGCAUCAUUGUGGUGGCCUCCCAAAAUGUGCACCAGUAUCUUGGAUACACUGAGCUCGAUUUGCUCGGCCAGAACCUUUUGAACAUAACCCAUGAAGAUGAUCGAGCUAUGCUGCGAGAGCAACUAAUGCCCAAGAGCCAAACUCUUGGCCCCAAUGGAGAACUCAUGAUUAUGGAUGAACCUGAUGCCAUUCGCAAAGCUGAAGAAGCUCUGGCCCAGGAGAAGAGGCAAUUUAUAAUAAGGCUGAAGAAGUUAGGCCAGCGGUCUGAGCCGAACCAGUACAUCACGUGCCACGUGGAGGGUUCGCUGAGGAAGUCUGACCGCGCGUGCCGUGGCUACAACCGCUGCUGUCAGAUCGUGCGCCGUGCUCGCGCCCGCUCUGAGAACCCUUGCUCCAGUGGAAACGAUAUCGUGUUUAUAGGUGUUGUGCGACCCACGAGCGAGACUUUCAUCAACGAGAGUGCUCUUGAGUCAUACCGCAUGGAGUAUCGCACCCGGCACUCGAUCGACGGCGAGAUAAUCCAGUGCGAGGCGCGCAUCGCUCUCGUCACGGGCUACAUGACGCACGAAGUCAGCGGAGUCAACGCGAUGAACUUCAUGCACCGCGACGAUGUCCGCUGGGUCAUCAUCGCGCUCCGAGAGAUGUAUGACCAGCAUAGGCUAUUCGGAGAGUCAUGCUACCGUUUAAUCGCGAAGAACGGCCAGUCCAUCUACAUGAGAACCCGCGGUUGCCUGGAGGUAGACAAAGAGACAAGAGCCGUCACCAGCUUUGUCUGCACCAACACGGUAGUCAACGAGGAAGAAGGGAAGCAGCUCAUCAAACUCAUGAAGCAAAAGUUUGCUAUGAUGGUGAUCAGCAAAGAAGAUGUUGCACCAGCUGAGAAGCCAGCGAAUAAUGAAAUAGCACCUCCACCAGUAAAUGAGAAUGUAGAAGAAUUACAAGAUGAAGAAGAGGAAGAGGAGGAGGAUGAGGAUGAGGAUGACGAAGACGAUUCCGAUGAAGAAGACCAAACUGAUGAAGACCAAGAUGCACUAGUUGAGGAUCCACGGCGUUUGGAAGAAGUCAUUUUACAUCUGGUGACCAACUUGCCGUCGCCUUCUUCAAAUGACAGCGAUGAUGAUGGCUGUUCAGGUGCGUCAUCCGAGAAGAGCAUGUCGCCACACCGACUCACUAUAAUACCACCUAACAGAGAAAGGAUUGUCAGUGCAAUCGAGAAGAUCUACAGCGUUGUCAAAUAUUUCCAAAAAGGUUCAAGACGCCGACAAAAUGUUACUUUUGAGAACAGAACCCGCCAUGGUAAUGGAGUACGUAAGCGUAAACAAAAUAAAUCUAACCGUAAUAAACGUUCCAACCGAAUUAAAACUGCAAAUAUAAACGUACCUGUAGUCAGCAGUAUGCCUGUGGCACAGCCAGCACCAGCUGCUCAAAACGUGACUUCUACAAUACAAGAGAUUCCCACUGCUCAGCCCAUGAACGAUUCUGGAAAGUCCAUGGUAAACCACGUGUCUCCAACAGACUAUGUGAACUAUGGGGCUUCGACAAGCUCAUUCUCUAAUUUGGAGUUUAUGUACCCGAACAAUAACAAAAGUGGGGAAGACUAUUUGAAUGAGCAACUCAACUGCACAGAUGAUAAUGAAACGCCAAACCCAUACCCUGAUGUGGAUAUUUUACUGGAAGAGUUUUUGAAGGAGCAAUGCAACAGCACAGAUGAGAAUGCAUAUUGUGCCACAGAACUGGCAAUGAGUGCAACGAUGGCUGGUUUCGAGGAGGCAGCCAGCGCCUUGCCAAUGAUGCCGCAGCCGGCCUCUAGCUGCGUCGAACGCGGAACUAAACGGCCGGCUUCAAACGACUUUGAAGACUUCGGUCCGGUUUUCAAGAAAACGAGAACUGAAGAACAAUUAGUAAGGGAACAUGAACCAACAGAAGAUGGAAGCAUACCAGAAGAUAUAAGCAUACCAGAAGAUGGAAGCAUAACAGACGAUGGAAGCAUACUAGAAGAUGGAAGCACACCAGAAGAUGCGCUUGCUACGCUCGACCAUUUGUUAUCUCUUAUCAACUUAGAGGAAAUCAAUGCUCUAAUCGCAUCAUUGACGCCAGACGAAUUUCCCGACUUGGAACCGGACGAAGUGGAGGACUUUCUAAGUCAUUUAGAUACGUUACGACGGAUGCAACGAAUUCUCGAGAAUCCGGGAGAAGAAUAAGCAGCCCGUUAUUCACAUGCUAGUAGUUUUUUGGAACAAAACUACCAAUAUGGUAGUUCGAUCAAACUUUUUUUUCUUUUUCUAAUUUUAAACACAGCUGCAGCUGUGUUUUUAGAAAUAUUUCUUUUGUGUUUAUAUUUUUGUAACAUAUUAAUCUGUUCACUACGAUAUUUUCUGAGACCUAUGCGUAACGCAUAGUCAUCAAAAUGUACUUGGAGUCAAAGUCAAGUCGAAAAGAUCUCGGUUUUUGUUAUUAUUUCAGUGUCAUGGUAGACGAUAAGAUAUAUUUAGUUAAUAGGUACUUGUGUAGUAUCGGAUUUAGUGUCAUUCACCCUUAAUUUCAAGCUGUUCAAAUGUCAGGAUCGCUGAACCAGCUACCUUUAGUUGCUACCAAUUGAUACCCUCGUGGUUUUAAAUAUUCAGCAUCUAAAGUUGAUAGCGAUCCUGACGUAGACGUUAAAAUUACGGGUCCUUGUAGUCACUGUUAUGUUGUAAUAGGUAGUUACUAAGCAAAUUUUCAUCAUUGGCAUUUAGUUCAUGGUUUAAAAUCGUGAUGAAAUUAAGUGCUCGUCAAGAGCUUUCUUCUGAUGUUUUGUAUCAACAAUGUACAUUGUUCAUACAAAAGUGCCCAUGCUCCUUUGAUUUUUUCAUUUUUCUAUUCUUUUUUUACUGUAUGCAUGUUAAAUCCUACUUAAUCUAUCGUUAUGAUACACAAAGCACGUGUUCAGUUCAUUUACUAGUUUUUGCUUACUCAGCUCCCUCCAGCGACUGGACUAUUACAUAUUAUCACUAAAUAUUCAUUAAAAAUAUAACGUCCUCUCGUUCAAUCAUUUGACGUUGACACCCUUGUUAGGACAAGUUAAACCUACACAUUUAAUGUAGCUCAUAUUGUAGGAGUUCACUGAACACCACGCAAAAUGGCCCAAUGCAUUAAAUAAUUUUCAUUUAGAAAAUUUUCUUUAAUAAGGGACCUAUAUUGCCAAAGUUAUACAAAAAGUUAAAAAAUUAAAACUAGUCACGUCAACCAGUAACUUUUUUAUACGAUGAUAAAAGAAUAACCUGAACUAAUCCAUGUCUUUUGCGUAAAACAAAACUUAGAAGCGAGUAAUUAUUUUUGACGUAUCGUAAGACUGAGUAUUUUUAAUUGUUGUUUUUUCAAAAUAUGUUUAAGUGAUUUACUUAGAUUUACAUUUCAGCAUUUUGUAGUUGAUUUUUUGAUUUUUGUAGUUUAUUAAUAUGACCCUUAUUUAGGGAGCCAUAUUUUGUUAGGUUUAUCUACGUCUGUUUAAGCAUCACUGGACUCAGUGACAUUGUGUUGCCAUAGAUUAUAUAUUUACUAAUCAAGCUACGCUACGUUGGAAGUUUCAGAAGCGGUCACAGUUCCCGCAUACUGCAGGUUAAAAAAUCUGCCGUGUGUUGGUACUUUAAAUUAAGUAAUUGUUACAAAUUAUCAAUCAAAAAAUCCAGUGACGCCUAUUAAGACAUUUAUUUUUAAUAUUUUGUCGAUUUUGCCUGUACACUCAAUACAUAAGUAUAAUAAAGUGUUACUUCAUGAGCGUUAUAUAUUAUUUUAUUUUGUUAUUCUUGUAAAACCUGUUGUUUUUUUGCCCAUAAGAAUUUCAGGGGCCAUAUGAGUAUGGUGGUUUAAAAAGUUAAUAUAAAAAAGUAUGGAUAUGCUACCAAACUUGCAAAAUUUCUGGGAGAGUUAAAUUCUUCUUGUAGUUAAAUGUUGGUUUUCGCAGAAAUAGAUCUCAUACUCGCAUGUUGUUAGUACACAUAUGCACUGAGGAGCUAUGUCUAUCAACGGCGUGUUUUUUUAUAUCAUUAGAUUAUAAUAUUGAUGUUUAGACUACGUUUAUGUUAGAGUAUUUAAAAUAAUGAAAUUGAGGAACUUACCCACAUGGUCAUUUAUAUUCUGAUAUUAUGAAAUCUAUAACGUUUGCUUCAAUUCUGAGUGCCAAUCAUUUUGUUAUUUCAGAAACCUAUUCAUCCGACCAAAUAUCACAAAAUUAUGUCAUUAUUAUACUUAUUUAUCCAUUUUUAGGAACUCAUUAAUCGUUGUACCGUUUUUUACAUUACUUAGUGGUAGUAAUAUUUAAACUAGUCUUGUAGUUACACUAUAAAACUUGAUGUUAAUAAUAAGGCCUGAAUUUUUUGUCGCUAUUUAAAAUUCAAAAUGAGCUGCUUAGUGUAAAAGUGGCGUAUUUUAGGAUUUAAGUACGUAUGUAUGCCAAAUGUCCCGUAGUUAAAAGUAUUUGAAGUCAAUGUACCCUUUUAUAAUAUAAUAUUACUUACAAAACUUACUUUUCCGCAAAUGAUUCUUACUGAAAUAAACAUUUUCUGUAUCUGUGUAUACUUUUGAUAAUUAAUCUGUAGGUACAAAGCAUAAUUUACCUAGUGAAAAUCAUAAAUACUACCCGGGAUUUAAUAAAUUUUUCAUAUCCAAGAAAUAAACUGAAUAAACUAAACUUACAUUUUAUAUAAUCUCUACUACAUAUAAUACGUAAUGGUAAUUUUAGAUAUAUUUAAAUAUCGGUAGUUUUACCAUAUUGAAUAUAAUUAAGUCGGCUUAUUUCCAUGCGUCCAUAAAUUGACAUUCGGGCUUCUGCACACUACAGUAAGUACCUGGUCGGAUAAAGUAAAUGUUUUUUUUUAUUGAGUGGCCGAUUAACACAAUUGCUUCUAUUGUAUUCAAUUCGCUGGACUACUAAUUUUAAGUAGUCAUUUGUUUUGAGUUGUGGAACUUCGAUGCAAGCUGUUUUUGUUUACACUCAGAUAUUGCAACUUGCACACAGAAUAAACUGUCAGCCGAUAGUUGUCCCGCUGGUUGGCUGAUUUAAGGUAAUUGUGAAUCUAAGACAUACCUAGAUCUAAAGACAUAAUAAUAAGGCCUUGAUCAAGUAAUGUAGUGUACAGAAGCCUAUAAGAACUCCGCUAGGGAUUCAUAUCUGUAAUGGUUUCCGAAUUUCUCCACCAUAGAAUAACAAAAAAAUGUUUAUAUUUAAGGGAUAACAAUAUAAAUUGCGUAGUGUUGCGAUUUAAUGCCAGGUUACACCACUGCUCACUAAACACGACUUACACGAAAAAGUAUUGCCACCGUCGAUCAACUUCAAACGAUUGAUAGAAUAGUGAGUAGUGGUGUAAAAAGGACUAAUAUAUGUAUAACAUAUAGAAAUAUAUCGAUGUUUCUUCACGGUGUCGUAUCGUCAGUAGUAAGUAGUGAUUAAAAUCGAAGUAAAUAAUCAAUUUGGUAUUUUUGAAAAUCGAAUUGUUCGAAUGAAAAGAAGGCUUUAUAAAACUUUCUGUGAAGAGGAAUAUGACUAACAAAGAUUUAUAUGUAUGUACCUAUUUUGGGAUUUGUAGGUAGGACUUUUGGAAUUAAUACCACAGUUCAGAAUGAUUAAAGUCGAACUACUGGAUAUCUAUUUGAAUUUUCAUCUUAAACAUGAAAUAGAAUGGUCACAAUUUUAUCAUCUGAUUGUGUGCAUCGAAUGUAAUAUCCGACUUAAUCCUUUUUAACACAUUUAUUAUAUAGAGGUAUGAAGGCGACUGGCGACUAGGUACAUAUCAUGCCAGCGAGAGCACCUACAGAUCAGCUGGUAAUCAGAAGAUCAGAAAGCACAUUGCUUGCUUGUAUAUGCUGACGGCACACAGUUACCGACACACUGAUGGCGUACUUGUGUAGCAGCCUUUUCAUACCUACACCAUGCUCCACUUUUAUGAUACCUACUUACCUAAUAUCAACAUCCGCUUGUGUUUUAUCUUUCUUUACCAUGAUAUUAAAACAAUACCAAUUGUUAUUAGUUUACAAAAUAGAAGGGAGAGAUUAAACUCAGGUAGGUAUCUAGUAGUAACUAAAGACAUAAGGCUUAUAUCGAAUAUCUCAACUUUUUCUCAAAAUCACUAAAUUAUAGAAGAAAACAUUUGUCAAAAGGCAAAACAUUUGUCUAGAUAACACGUUUUGAUACUUUUUUAUACAAAAACACGGCACACGCAGGUUUUGGAUAGAAUACGAUGUGAACUGAAAACUUCAUGUUUAUUCAGAAAAGGAAUUAUACAAAAACCUCUUAGACGUAAUGAAUUUAACUCAAAAAUGAAUAUUCUUCGAAAUUGCACUUUUCUAAAUAGAUGUGUAGGAUGGAUUCGAUAAAAAUCGUAUUGUCAAAAAAAAAGUCUGAAAUGGAAAAGACAGGAUAUUAAAAUUAUUAAUAAAAGGUACGUAGUGAUCUUCUAUAUUUUUAAACUACCUAUAAUUUGAUGUAUAUCUAUCUGUCUACGUAUUAUGAAUGUAUUUACAUGUUAUAAGCAGUUAUUCACAACUAAUUGGUAACCAUUAAAACUUUGGAUGAUUCAAUAGUUGUAAUCUUUUGUGGGUAGUAAAUAAAAAUAAUAAAAAUG
Messenger RNA from Helicoverpa armigera (cotton bollworm), 7579 nucleotides. RefSeq lists its product as uncharacterized. The record is from RefSeq and is a predicted model, not a curated record. Gene Ontology annotation, molecular function: RNA polymerase II cis-regulatory region sequence-specific DNA binding; protein dimerization activity; DNA-binding transcription factor activity, RNA polymerase II-specific. Gene Ontology annotation, biological process: regulation of transcription by RNA polymerase II. The coding region runs from base 479 to 3181 and encodes 900 amino acids. The transcript is spliced from 10 exons. NCBI's taxonomy places the organism in Eukaryota, Metazoa, Arthropoda, Insecta, Lepidoptera, Noctuidae. Gene Ontology annotation, cellular component: cytoplasm; transcription regulator complex; aryl hydrocarbon receptor complex.